This is a messenger RNA of Eutrema salsugineum, 1173 nucleotides long. Its product is annotated as putative pectate lyase 21. Lineage: Eukaryota; Viridiplantae; Streptophyta; Magnoliopsida; Brassicales; Brassicaceae. The coding region runs from base 1 to 1173 and encodes 390 amino acids. The transcript has 3 exons. Gene Ontology annotation, molecular function: pectate lyase activity. The record is from RefSeq and is a predicted model, not a curated record.
AUGUCAAUUGCAUGUAAGAUCUUCUUGUUUCUCUUAAACGCUUCAUCAGCGUUUGCGUUUCCCAAACCGCCAAUCGCAAGACAACUAUCAACAACAUCAGAGACCACAUCAAACUCAACAACAACGUCUUCUUGCUCACCAACAGGAAAUCCAAUCGACGAUUGCUGGAGAUGCGACCAAAACUGGAAGUCAAACCGCAAAAGCCUCGCGGACUGCGCGGUUGGAUUUGGACGCGACUCAAUCGGCGGUAGAGCAGGAGAGUACUACACGGUAACAGAUUCAGGAGACGACGAUCCUCUAAACCCAUCUCCAGGUACACUACGGUACGCCGCAACACAAGAACAACCACUAUGGAUCAUAUUCGAUCGUGACAUGGUGAUAAAACUUAAAGAAGAUGUUCAAGUCACGUCGUAUAAAACAAUAGACGGGAGAGGAUAUAACGUGCAAAUAGCUUACGGGCCGUGUUUGGCUUUGUAUAAAGUAAGUAACGUGAUCAUAAACAAUGUUUAUAUUCACGAUUGUGUUCCGGCGAAACGGUCGUUGGGAGGUUACUCGGAUGGAGAUGGGAUUUCGAUAUUUGAGUCGAGAGAUGUUUGGAUUGAUCAUUGUACGUUAGAGAAAUGUUACGAUGGGCUUAUUGAUGCGGUGAGUGGAUCGACGGAUAUAACGAUUUCGAAUAAUUACAUGUUGAAUCAUAAUGAGGUCAUGCUUUUGGGUCAUAGUGAUGAGUUUGAAGGUGAUCGAGAUAUGAGGGUUACGAUCGCUUUUAACUAUUUUGGUCAAGGGCUAGUCCAGAGGAUGCCGAGGUGCAGGCAUGGAUAUUUUCACAUAGUGAAUAACAUUUAUAGAGAGUGGGAGAUGUAUGCUAUUGGUGGAAGUGCUAAUCCAACCAUCUUUAGUCAAGGAAAUGUUUUCAUAGCUUCGGAUAAUCAAUUCACAAAGGAGGUUACAAAGCGAGAGAGUGUAGAUGGAGACGAUGAAUGGAAGGAAUGGAAUUGGAAAUCAGAAGGAGAUGAAAUGCUUAAUGGUGCUUUCUUUACACCGUCAGGGAAUGAGGAUUCUCCGAGCUAUGGGAAAAUGUCGAGUAUGGUAGCUCGACCAGCUUCACUUCUCAAGACCACACACCCAUCAGUAGGUGUUCUUAGUUGCCAAAUUGAUCAACUUUGUUGUUAG